CAAAACAUCAGUUUUGAAUCCAAUAUGGCGGAUUAGACUUACUGCUGAGUGGUUGUGUUUUGUCAUGUUUAUUUUCGAGUUUCUUUGAGUGAAUUUUGCAUGUGCUGUAUUUAAUAUGAUAUCCUCAAUAAUAUCCCGAUUGGUAAUAUUGGUAUUCGGCACUCUGUACCCGGCGUACGCAUCCUAUAAAGCCGUGCGGACAAAGAACCUGAAAGAAUACGUAAAAUGGAUGAUGUACUGGAUAGUGUUCGCCCUAUUCACGUGCACAGAGACAUUCACGGACGUGUUCCUCUCGUGGUUCCCGUUCUACUACGAGGUGAAGAUAGUGCUGGUGCUGUGGCUGCUGUCGCCCGCCACCAAGGGCUCCUCCAUCUUGUACCGCAAGUUCGUGCACCCCGCGCUGUGUCGCCGCGAGCAGGAAAUAGAUGAAUACAUAGCCAAAGCGAAGGACCAGGGUUACCACACAGUCCUGAACCUGGGCACUAAAGGAGUCAACUAUGCGACCACGGUCAUCAUGCAGACUGCCAUCAAGAACUUCAACUUACCGACGGCGGAACGAGAAAACUUAGUGCGGCGAGCCAUCGAAGGCAAUGACGUCACAGAUUACCCUCAACACUACGAGAAUUUCCAAUACCAAGCUACGGAACCACGGAUAACUGAACUAAUAGAUGUAGAUGAUGAUGAUAAUAUGGCUAUUGGAGAUCCGCAUGAUCCUGAUUACGAGCCACAUGAGACUUCGGCCAGGAGUAGAGGCAAUGUUGUGCGCAAGAGGGAAAGAGUUGUGAAAGAGAAAAAGCCCAGAAGCAGAUCUAGAGGCCGUAGGACGAGGAGCCAGGCCGCUAAAGAAGUGGAGAAGACAGAGAUAGUCGCCGAUUGAGUGUCUGAUAAUGGCGGAUGUUGAUAUGCGAUCCAAAUCUGUGAUCUGGAUUUCGAAUUUAAAUUAUGAUACGUAAGGACUAUGUGUCUUAAUUCAAAUGCGAAGAGCUGAAAACGGAUGGGGAUAGUUUAUUAAUAUCCAGACUAAAACGCCGUACUGUGAUGCUUAGGAUAUUUUCAUUUUAAUCUUGUAUUUUGUUCUAUCCAGUUAGAAAUUGAUGUAGCGGGUCCUUACAAGUUUAUUUAACUGACUGAUGAAAUGCAAUUCGUAAGCCAAAUACUCCUGUUUUUUCGUUGCUCAAAUUAUGUUUUUUUUUAAAUAAGAUUUUUAAUUUCGCAACGCACUUUGUAUCAGUAUGUGUGGUUUUAGAAUAGUUUAUCAAUGCAGGAUACGAUAGAAGUAAUUUGCUUUCACUCUUUUAACAAGAGAGAGUGGAAAUUACUACCUUCGAUUUAUUGCCAUAUUUUUUAUUGCGCUAUUGAAAUGCUUAGUUAACUUAGUUUCUUAUAUUGAAGUUUUGUAUUAAGUUACUUAGCACAAUUAUGAACUUUCUGUCACAUUCAUAGUACAUUUAAAGCUAGCAUAAUAAGUUUGUAAUGUUAAUAUAAUAUGUUAUAGAAAUGAAUGCGAGACUUAAAAGUUAUUACUCUAUGAAUGUUGAUGUUCCCUAGAUAUAGUAAACGUGUGACUGAUUUAGCUUGUAACUCCUAUUUUUACGUGUUCUGGUAACUUCUAAAUAAAUGCGUAAUAUUUUUAUGUAAUAUC
Molecule: messenger RNA, 1642 nt
Organism: Plutella xylostella (diamondback moth)
Lineage: Eukaryota; Metazoa; Arthropoda; Insecta; Lepidoptera; Plutellidae
Product: Receptor expression enhancing protein A
Biological process (GO): endoplasmic reticulum tubular network organization
Cellular component (GO): endoplasmic reticulum membrane; cytoplasmic microtubule; endoplasmic reticulum tubular network
Molecular function (GO): microtubule binding
Source: RefSeq, a predicted model, not a curated record